This is a messenger RNA of Mustela erminea (ermine), 894 nucleotides long. It is a transcript of the gene USE1, whose product is annotated as unconventional SNARE in the ER 1. Lineage: Eukaryota; Metazoa; Chordata; Mammalia; Carnivora; Mustelidae. The record is from RefSeq and is a predicted model, not a curated record. The transcript is spliced from 8 exons. Gene Ontology annotation, cellular component: endoplasmic reticulum; SNARE complex. Gene Ontology annotation, molecular function: SNAP receptor activity. The coding region runs from base 13 to 861 and encodes 282 amino acids. Gene Ontology annotation, biological process: retrograde vesicle-mediated transport, Golgi to endoplasmic reticulum.
GAAGAAGCCCAAAUGAGGGCACUUCCGCCCUUUUCCAAGAUGGCGCCAGCGGAAGGGGCAGGAUACCGCCGAGAGACGAUGGCAGCGUCGAGGCUGGAGCUGAACCUGGUGCGGUUGCUGUGCCGCUGCGAGGCGAUGGCAGCGGAAAAGCGGGACCCGGAGGAGUGGCGUCUGGAGAAGUACGUGGGAGCCCUCGAGGACAUGCUGCAGGCCCUGAAAGCCCAGCCAAGCAAACCAGCCUCUGAGGUGAUCAAUGAAUAUUCCCGCAAGGUAGAUUUUUUGAAGGGGAUGCUGCAGGCAGAGAAGCUGACCUCCGCCUCAGAGAAGGCACUCGCGAACCAGUUUCUGGCCCCCGGCCGUGUACCAACCACAGCCAGGGAGCGGGUACCCGCCACGAAGACAGUGCACCUGCAGUCGCGGGCUCGGUACACCAGCGAAAUGAGGAGUGAGCUGCUAGGCACGGACUCUGCUGGAGAGCCCCAGCUGGAUGUGAGGAAGAGAGUCGGGGUGACAGGGCCUAGACCAGGGGAUGAGAAGCAGUCGGCAGCCGAGCUAGACCUUGUCCUGCAGCGACAUCAGAACCUCCAGGAGAAGCUGGCAGAAGAGAUGCUAGGCCUGGCCCGAAGCCUCAAGACCAACACACUGGCUGCUCAGAGCGUCAUCAAGAAGGACAACCAGACCCUGUCGCACUCCCUCAAGAUGGCCGACCAGAACCUGGAGAAGCUGAAGACCGAGUCGGAGAGGCUGGAGCAGCACACACAGAAGUCCGUCAACUGGCUGCUCUGGGCCAUGCUUAUCGUUGUCUGCUUCAUCUUCAUCAGCAUGAUCCUCUUCAUCCGCAUCAUGCCCAAACUCAAAUAAAGGCCUGUCCCGGCCCAUGCGGGCUGUCUUCUG